AUGUGUAUACUGAUAGAACUCAAAAUAACGUUAAACAUGGGAAUGUACGUUCUAAUUGGCGUCUUACUUGCCUGCUCUGUAACUGGGCUUCCAGUGAAAGAGGAAGUGCUUUCUGACAAUAUAUUUACUUCAUUGGAUUAUGCAUUCUUUGAAAAUGAAGAAGCAUAUGUGUAUGAUGACAACAAGAACUUGGUGAAGCUGACAUUGGAAGAUGACUACGUCGAGCAAAGUGCAUAUGGAAAUGACAGCGAUGUGUCAGACAGGGUCCUUUUUUAUCUGUACAAAAAAGACAAUCCCAUUGAACCGAAGCAGCUCUACGUCGACGAUAAAGAUACUCUGAAGAACAGCAACUUCGACCCAACACAACCAACGCGUUUUAUAACUCACGGAUGGAAAAGUUCUCGCAACAGCGCAUCAUGCACUUUAAUUCGCGACGCUUAUCUUCAGGUUAGCGAUUACAAUGUUAUCGUCAUCGACUGGAGUGCAAUAAGCAGCAUGUCCUAUGUUUCGGCUACCAGGCGUGUUAUGGCAAUUGGUCAAUUUGUCGCCACUAUGAUUGAUUUUCUUGUAAAGAACGGAAUGAAUCCGUGGGAAACUAAAGUAAUUGGCCACUCUCUUGGUGCCCAUGUAGCUGGAAUCGCUGCUUAUAACGCUACUAGCGAUGUCGAUUACGUCGUGGGACUAGAUCCAGCCUUGCCUGGUUUUAGGGUAGAAGGUCCAGGACUCAGGAUAUCGAAUGAAGAUGCAAAUUAUGUGGAAAUUAUCCACACUAACGGUGGUGUGCUUGGCUUCUUAGAACCCAUUGGAAAUAUUGACUUUUAUCCUAACGGCGGUCAAAAGCAAGUUGGCUGUGGGGUAGAUCUUGGCGGCUCGUGCUCUCACAGUCGCUCGUUUCAGUACUUCGCCGAAUCUAUCACUAGUCACGUAGGGUUCCUCGCGAGACAGUGUGAUAGCUUCUCUAAAUUUAAGUCGGGCCUAUGUAACGACACCCAAGCAUCCUUCAUGGGUGGUCAUAAGCCGUUCUUCAGACCAAACGGUAAAUUUUAUCUGAUAACCAAUCCGUCGUCUCCGUUCGCGAUCGAACCACUCGCGAUGUGA
Cyphomyrmex costatus is the source of this 1098-nucleotide messenger RNA. Its product is annotated as pancreatic triacylglycerol lipase. The record is from RefSeq and is a predicted model, not a curated record. The coding region runs from base 1 to 1098 and encodes 365 amino acids. Gene Ontology annotation, molecular function: lipase activity; serine hydrolase activity. The transcript has 5 exons. Lineage: Eukaryota; Metazoa; Arthropoda; Insecta; Hymenoptera; Formicidae. Gene Ontology annotation, biological process: lipid catabolic process.